AUGCAAAAGAACGCUCAAGACGUCGGAACAGGACUCGUCGGUGCACCGGCCUGUGGCGAUGUGAUGAAGCUACAAAUCAAAGUCGACCCCAGCAACGACACGAUCACGGAUGUGAAAUUCAAGACUUUCGGAUGUGGUUCUGCGAUUGCCAGUUCGAGUUAUUUGACGGAACUUGUGAGGGGCAUGACGCUCGAACAGGCCGGUAGGAUUCGGAAUACGGAGAUCGCUAAGGAGUUGUGUUUGCCGCCUGUGAAGUUGCAUUGCUCUAUGCUUGCCGAGGAUGCGAUCAAGUCCGCUAUUUCGAAUUAUUAUACUAAGAACCCCAAGGCUCGAGCAACGGAUUUGGGUGGUACUGGUGCUGCGAUGCCUAAGAUUGAGAUUGAAAAGGUGCCAGCUGAUGCGUCGACUGCGGCUGCGUCGUAGGAUGAUGGACGGAAGGACUUUGCGUAAAGACUGAAAGGACCUCGGAGGAUUUUUGAUGAUACCUUUAGAGUUUCCUCUGUGGUACGGUGUACAUAAGGACGUUCGCAUUGUGAGGACAGAUUCUUCCUCCUCUUCUCCUGUCCGUGGUACGGGAAAGAAUGACAAAUUGCGAAAAUCUGAUGAUCUG
This is a messenger RNA of Pseudocercospora fijiensis CIRAD86, 610 nucleotides long. RefSeq lists its product as uncharacterized. Gene Ontology annotation, biological process: iron-sulfur cluster assembly; intracellular iron ion homeostasis. The coding region runs from base 1 to 423 and encodes 140 amino acids. Gene Ontology annotation, molecular function: ferrous iron binding; 2 iron, 2 sulfur cluster binding. Gene Ontology annotation, cellular component: mitochondrial matrix; cytoplasm. The transcript has 2 exons. The record is from RefSeq and is a predicted model, not a curated record. Lineage: Eukaryota; Fungi; Ascomycota; Dothideomycetes; Mycosphaerellales; Mycosphaerellaceae.